Anopheles cruzii is the source of this 6551-nucleotide messenger RNA. Its product is annotated as polyhomeotic-proximal chromatin protein-like. Gene Ontology annotation, cellular component: nucleus; PRC1 complex. Gene Ontology annotation, molecular function: zinc ion binding; protein binding. The transcript has 9 exons. NCBI's taxonomy places the organism in Eukaryota, Metazoa, Arthropoda, Insecta, Diptera, Culicidae. The record is from RefSeq and is a predicted model, not a curated record. Bases 1 to 5520 code for a protein of 1839 amino acids.
AUGGCGGGGACCCGAUCAGAGCAUUACGAUAAUCUGAAGAAGCAGCAAGAAAAGUCGACAACCAACAACGCUGGCAGUAACAAUAAUAAUCACGUGCGUGUCGGUUACAGCAGCAAUUCGGUGGUUCCGCUGAAACCGAAACCUCGCUCGGAUCAACAGGUUCCGGAAACGCAAUCGGCACAGGCUCCUCCACCGCCACCACACACGGGGGGCGGCACUGCCAAUAGCGGCAGCGGAGCUUCAUCGUCCGCCACGCUCGUGACGAUCGAGCUUCCGUGGAAUCCGAUCAUCAAAGCCGGAGCCCAGUCUCCAGCGGCCGCAUCGACCGCACCGACUUCGCUUUCGUCACUACCGGCCCAGCACCAGCAACGCUCUUCCCCGGCUCAACCGACAACCCCACUGCGUCCUGUGACGAGUGGUACGACGACGAUCGUUCUGACCGGGAGCGGAACGGUUCCACCGGCCACGAGCAGCGAUCGGUCGCUGAAGUGCCUCGAAACGCUAGCCGAAAAGGCGGGCAUCACUUUUGACGAUCAGUACGAUUUCCUACCCACCGGCACGCUGGAGAAGUCCCAGAGCCCGGCCCAGGUGGCCCAGCAGACGUCGGUGCCGCUGCAACUGUCCCAGGAGCAGCUGUUCCAGUACCAGCAGCUCCAGGCGUACGGGGGCACGAUCCAGGUGAAACAGGAGUACAACCCGGGCCCGACCGGGCAACCGACCGAUCACCAGGCCCAGCAGCAGCACCAGCAGCAGCAGCACCAACAGCAGCAAGCGGUCCAGCAGCAGCAACAACAGCAGCAGCAGCAAGCGGCAGCCGCCGUCCAGCAGAUGCAAGUGCUGGCCGAGGCAAGCGGAGUGGCUACGCCACAGAGUCCGCACCAUGCGCAAACGCUACAGCAGCAGGCCGCCGCCCAGCAGCAACAGUCGGCAGCGGCGGCCGCCGCUGCCCUCAACACGAUGUCCCCGCUGCAAGCGAUGACCACCGGGCAGCAGCUUUCGUCCGCCGACUGGCAACACGGCCGGAUGGUCGUCCAGCAACCGAUCUCGAAUGCGCAGUACCUGCAGCAACUGUACGGCACGCAACCGAUCGUGUUCCCACCGCUCGGUGGCCAGCAGCAGUUCCAGCUGAUCACGGCCUCGAAGCCGUUCCAAGGCACACCGCAAAUGCUGACCACGACCACGGGCAAGCAGGUGAUCGGUACGACCGGUGCCGGUAACUUCAACAGCCCGGCGUCCUUUACCUUCUUCUCGCCCCUGAGCGUCGUGAAUUCGCAGCCGCAAGCGCAAACGCAAAACCUGCUGCCGGCACUGAGUGCGCAAACAGCCGUAGCAACUGCCGGCGGAGCGGGUACCAAAACCACCACACAGGCGGACGCUCAGAAGCAGCUACAGAAUGCGGUGGCCGCGGCAGCCGCUGCCGGAACGGGCGCCGGCCAGAAGGUGCAACUACAGAAGCUGGGCACGGGCCUCGCGGGAAUGGCCGGAGCUGCCGGUCAGCAAAACAUUGCCACCCUGACACAGCAGCAAGCGGCAGCGGCCGGUGCCGCUGCAGCCGCCGGGCAGCAGUGUGUCCAGGUGUCGCAGUCUCCCAUGCAGACGGCCCAACUGUUGAGCCCACUGCAGCAGCAGGGCGCACAGCAGAUGCAAUUCUCGACCCAGUGGCCACUGCAGAGUCAGAUCUGGUCCACACCGAACGGGUUUGUCGCGUCGAACCCGAUCAUCAUCCGGGGCACCAAUCCGGACGGUACGCCGAACGUAUUCAUACAGAGCACCCAGCAGACGUUGCAGCAAGCUCCGCAAACUCACAAUCAAGCACUUACACUGCCAUGCACCACCAUCGGUCAACCGCAGCCACAGCAACAACAGCAACAACAGCAGCAAGUGCAGCAGGGACCAACGGCUGGCGGCGCUCAGAACACAGGUCAACCGAACGUUCAGGGCGGGCAAGCGGGUCAGCUCACGGUCGGAGCGGGUGGAGCCCCCGGGAUGGGAGCCGCUGGGUUGACGGUUACUUCACUGCCAAACCAGAAAGCUCUCACCACGGCACUCGGGGCACCGAAGACACCCCAACGGCCCCAGCUACUGCCGCAGGGGGCGUCCCCCAUCCGGCCCUCGGUGUCGACGCAGACGGCUCAAGCGCAGCAGAAUCUGCUCAACAAGAACAAGCUGCGCACCACCAAGCAACCGCUCGUACGGCCUGCCGGGCCCAUUAUCAAGACGGAGCUGGCCGCCAAUGUGUCGACGGGUCAGAAGCUGGGACAAACCACCAACCAAGGCACGGUGACCGCCCAGCCACAGCUGCAACAGGUGGUUACCAGCAGUGGAAAGAUGGUCUUGAUGAAUACCGGUGCGGCACUGAAUCCUGCCGUGCUUAACAUGCCCAUACUGAGCGAUGCCGGCAAGCAGCAGCAGCACCAGCAGUUGCAGCUACAGCAACAAAUCAAAACAGCUCAGCAACAGCAACAGAAUGCCAACCAGCAGCCGCAACACAUUUUGCUCCAUCAGCAGCAGGCCAUGCUACAACAGCAAGUGAUGCAGCAACAGCAAGUGCAACAGCACCAAGCACAACAGGCUGCCCAGCAGCAGAUGCAGCAGCUGCAGCAACAAUUCCUUCAGCAAGCGGCCGCAGCUGGCCAAGCGAAUCAAACGACAGCCCAACUGCUGUCCAACGCGGCCCAGCAAGGCCAGCUGGUGCAGGCAACAGCCGCCGGUGGACAGCAACAGAACAACAUCGUCCACCAGCUGCUGUUCCAGCAGGGCCAGCCCAAUCAACCGGGGAUGAUGAUCAACGUGUCGUCCGAUGCGUUGUUGCAGCAGCAACAACAACAACAACAGCAGCAACAGCAGCAACAACAACAACAACAGCAACAACAGCAGCAACAGCAGCAACAGCAACAGCAGCAGCAGCAACAGCAACAGCAACAGCAGCAGCAGAAUGCCACUCUACAACAAAUGGCGGCUGCCGGUCAGCAGACGGGCGGAGCCAAGGGUCAAAUGAUCAUGACGGCAGCGCUCGGUCAGCCCGGCGGUGACCGUACAACGAUUGUUUCGCAGAGUGGUCAAACGCUACAUCUGGAUCGUAACAUGCUGCCGGUGUCGAUCGCCAGCAUGGCCGGUAAUCCGAUCGUGGUCACCAGCAACGGUACCACCAUCUCGCCCAUCCAUCAGGCCAACCAAAGCAACAACGCCGGCGGUGCCCUGCAUGCCGGGCAUCACUCACAGAUUCUCGUCUCCUCGAUGCCCAGCUCCGUACACCACCAAGGACAGAAUCCGAUCGUGGCCAUGACAUCGCUUUCUGCCGGCCCGAUGCCGGUGGCGUCGAUCAUCAGCUCCGGUGCGAUCCCUUCGAUCUCGUCGAGCGCCACAACGACGACCGCUUCGCUCGGUGUUGGCGGCCAUCCGCAAGCGACGCUCAUUUCGUCCGCCGGGGUUACCACAAACACCGGUGCCGGCGGCGGCGGUGUGUUGAAGGACAACGACACGAAGGCGAUCAGUGUGGCGAUGCACCAGCUGCAGCAGCUGUCCACGCCUCAGAAACAGCUGCAACAGCAGCAGCUACUGGAUAGCAUGAACGCGGCAAACAUGCAGAACGCAUAUGCCUCGGCCAUCGGUUCGCCGAUGACCGGGGCACCGGCAGGGGGCGGCGCGAUGAUUGGGGGUACCAUUAUCCCCGUGUCGGCUGCUGGCGCUGGCACGAUGGCGGCACUGAUGACGUCGACGCAGGGAGGAAAAGUUUUCACCUCGAUGGCAUCGAUUGGCGGUGGGUCGCAGCAGACCCAUCACGUGUCCACGGCAGGAGGGGCCUCCUCGGGUGGUAAACUGGGCAUGUUCCAAUCACCAACGGCACAGCAGACUGCUCAGGCCAUUAACGCAGCUGCUGCUGCUGCCGCGGAUUCGAAGGAUAAGACAGCGACCAGUGACGCGGCCAGUAGUGGAAAAGAUUCCGACACCGCGAUGUCGGCAGCUGCUGCGGCGACGGACGGUACUUCCGAUGCGCAAUUAAAUGGCUCCACGGCGAUGGAUAGCUCAGCGACACCGAACGGCGGCGGAAGCGGUAUGCUGGUGGCGACGGGUGGUCUUCCACCACCGAGCGGUGGAACGGUGGCAAUAUCGACGUCAGCGGCCUCGCUGGUGCCACCGUCGUCCUUCUCUUCGCUCCCGGGAGUGGCCACCUUGAGCAACGUGUCGGGUACGGCACCGGGUUCGUCGCUUGCCGCAGAUCAGCUGAAGGAAGGUGCAGUGGCAACGUCGGUCAGUUCCUCGGUAGCCACGGCAACCACCGGGAGCAUUCCGGUCAGUUCGUCAACAACUAUGACGAGCGGCGCUGGAUCGACCGCGAUCGCUACCGUCACGGGAACGUUGGCCGUUCCGGUGAGCAAUAUCGGUGCUAACGGUGUCCUGUCGACCGGUGGUGCCAUCGCAACCAGCGGUAGCACCGCAUCUUCGACCGCCACCAGCACGACAUCCUCCGUGACGACGCAAUCGAGUUCCUCCUCGCAAGGAUUGCCACCGCCGGCGCCGCCGAAAGCCGGUACCACCACGGACAAGGGAGGCAUCCCGAAGGCCACCAUCAAACCGAACGUCCUGACGCACGUCAUCGAGGGCUACGUGAUACAGGAAGCGAACGAACCGUUUGCCGUACAGCGCCAGCGCUAUCCGGAACGUGACAGUUCCGAUGAACCAGCGAAAAAACGUUCCACAAACGAAUCGAACUCGCCACUGGCCUCAUUGAAUGCUGCAACCACCGGUGGUAGCCCAACCAUGGCUGCCGGUGCGGACACCGCCAACUGUGAAGUGUGCGGUAAGCAGGAACUGCGCAACAAAAUGAAACGGAAACGUUUCUGCAGCGUGUCCUGUGCCCGUUCGGCCAAGCAGAACUCAACGGAACGGAUCUCGACACCACCGGUGCAGAACGGGAAUGCCGCUGUUCCGAUGGUGGUCGACCCACCGCCAGUGAUGAACGGAGGCCUAACGCUUCCUGGGCCGCCGGCUGCAUCGGUCGAUACGGUUGGGAUGACUGGUCCACAGUUGGCCAUGUUGAACACAGCACAGCCCAUGGUGCGGCUCGAUAUGUUGAAGGAUUCGCUGCUGCUACAGCAGCAGCAACAAUCUGCCCUGCUAACGACGAGUAGUGUCGGCGCGAUGGCGACCACUCCGCCAGUGGGCGGAAUGCUGCUGGCCGAUGUGUCCACUGCAGCGGGGACAACAACGCCAACACCGACCGGAUUGGCUGCAGCGGCCGCUGCAGCCGCCGCCGCCAACGCCGAAGAAGGGUCCUCCAUUCUGCGCUGGACCGUGCAGGACGUGUACGAGUUUAUCCGCGGGUUGCCCAAUUGCGCUGACUACGCCGAGGAGUUUGUGAACCAGGAAAUCGACGGCCAGGCGCUGCUGCUGCUCAAGGAGAACCAUCUCAUGAGCACGAUGGACAUGAAGCUUGGGCCGGCGCUCAAGAUUGUGGCCCGGGUGAAUCUGAUGAAGACGACCAUUGCCGGACCGGACGGACAGCAACCGGUCGUUUAAUGUCCACCACCGUGUAUCGAUAAGGUGUACAUAGAUAGCGCAGCGUAGCGAAAGAGAAUAUUGUUGUGUGUAGGGCUAUUAUUAUUAUCAUUAUUUGUGCGAACAAAAUGGCCUCUCUUUUUCCCGGAUCUGAGGACCGCCCGGCACACGUAGGUUAUUUAUUAUCUUAUGCUUAAUCGUUAUUAACCCACAGCAAGUGGGUUGUCGGCGGGAACUGAAAGUGCGUGCGGUAGUGCGCCGGCCGAUUGUUGGGGAGGGGACACCUCGUGAUCGACUCACGACAAUAUAUUCGCUGUAAGAUAUCUGGGGGUGGGAGAGAACACAGCCCUGCGUUGGUGUGUUGUCGCAAGAUUUCUCUCAUUUAAAAGUAGGCCGCAGCAACAGGACGCAGGAUUCUAGGGAACACAACACACGCGUCAAUGCGAAUGACCACAGAAACGCGGCGAAGGUCUUCAAACAGAAACAUAUUGUAAAAAGCGUUUCUGUUGAUGCCAGGGAAAAUGUUCAUUUGUUUAGUGCAACUAUUUUAGUCACGCUAUUUGAUAAAAGAAAGUAAUCGCGUAAAAGCUGAACCAGCGAACGGAUGAGAAGCGUGUGUGGCAGGCUCUUCUGCUAUGUAAAUAAUAGGUCGUAAGAGAGGAGUACUCUUCAAGGAACUGAAACAAAUAGUAGUAGUGCGCCAGUGGAGGUAACCCCAAACGCUUGAAGAGCGUAACUCUGAACAAGCAAUGGUAUGCUUGUUCCUUGUCAUGUACAAUAUAGUUGGUAAGUGAAAUCGUAAAAUGCAAAUUAAUAUAAGCCUCAUACACCAGCGGAACACGCGAGCGAACGAGAACUCAAAACUUGUUCGUUGCAAACUAAAACCGAAAGAAACUCAGUGUCUUCUUUCGUUUGUAGUGCAUUUAUGUAUGACAAAGUGGACAUCAGUGGCAGCCUGGCGAGGACAUUUUUAGUGUGCAAAUAUUAGGCCAGCUGGUGGCGGGGGAAGCGUUUUAGUUCAAUGCGAAACCGAACGUGUUUUUUCUGCCGUU